AUGGCGGACCUCAAGCAGUUCAUCAGCGACAACGUCGUUCGGGUAAGUCAACGCCAGUCGUCGUCCGUUCCCCCUAGCUCACAUCCUCAGCUCCUCGGCUCGGCGGACGCUGCUGUUGUGGAUUUCGUUCACUCAUCAGGUAGGUAUCGAAUAUACAGCAAACCUAUCCAUGCUCACACUGCAGCUCUGUCCGCAAAGACACCUGGGGACCUCUACUCAUCGCUCGUCGCCGUUGGUCUGCCUGAAGGCCCCGAGUCCCAGACCUUUGCCACCCAGGUCCAUGCCUUGGUACCGCGCAAAAAGGCAAAGGCCGCCAAGACCUCUGCUGCUUCCAGUACCCAAAAGUUCUCUCUCCUGCUCGACGACGAGCCAUCGACUCGCAAGAAGAAGAAGGACAAGGGCAAGGAGAAGGAGAGGGCGAAGGAAAAGGAGCGCGACACCGUCAAGCUGAGCCGUUCGUCGCGUAAACGCGAAACAGACGGCAACUGGGAUGACGAGCCCGAAGAAGACGAUGACCUCGAGUACCUCGACUCAAAACGCGCAAGGCUGGACUCGCCACCUCGCGAUGGCGGCUACGACGAGCCUCCACCGCCAGAAGAGACGGAAGAGGAGCGCCAGGAAAGGGAACGGUUAGAGGACAUUGCGGAACGAGACGCCUUCGCCGAACGGAUGAAGAACAAGGACAAGGACAAGACAAAGUCGCUUGCGUUUGACCGCUCGGGUGAGGGCGGCCUCGAGGCCCAGAAGCGCAUGGCGCUCGCAGACGAUGCCGACGCACGACAAGCCGUCAUGCCCGACCUGCGUCUCCGCUCGCGUCAGGCCUACCUCACCAAGCGUGAGCAGCAGCGUCUUGACCUCCUCAAGAUGGAAAUUGAGGACGAAAAGAUUCUGUUCCGCGGUCAAAAGCUCUCCCAGCGUGAAAUCGAUGAGCACGAGCGCAAGAUUGAGCUCAUCAAGAUCAUGGAGGCACGACAGAAGAUUGAUGACGGCAAGGAUGGCUACAUGCUUCCCGACGACUACAUCACUGAGCAAGGUCGAAUCGACUCGAAGAAGCGCAAAAACGCCCUGUACAACCGCUACGAGGAGAACAAGAGGGUCGAUGGCGAGUUUUCCACCGACGUCGACAACUGGGAGGACUCGCAGCGCUACAAGACAGACCUUGUUACAGGCGCAUUGGACAAGGAGAUUAUCGACGAGGGUGCUGGCUACGACUAUGUCUUUGACGACGAGCAGGGUAUCAAGUUCUUGCAAGAGGGCAAGAUGGACGGCACGCUCACGAGCGAGGCCCAGGCGCUCCUCAACCAGGUUGAAGAGGCCGAGAAGAAGGCCCAGUCCAUCGACCAGACCCGCAAGUCGCUGCCCAUUUACGAGUUCCGUGAGGAGCUCCUCGAGGCCAUUGCCGAGCACCAGGUGCUCAUUGUGGUCGCAGAGACAGGCUCAGGCAAAACCACUCAGCUGCCCCAGUACCUCCACGAGGCAGGCUACACAAAGGGUGGUUUGAGAGUUGGUUGUACCCAGCCCCGUCGUGUUGCAGCCAUGUCGGUUGCGGCGCGUGUCGCCGAGGAAGUGGGUACCCGUCUGGGACAGGAAGUCGGCUACUCGGUCCGUUUUGAAGACAUGACAAGCGACAAGACGGUCCUCAAGUACAUGACGGACGGUAUGCUGCUGCGUGAAUUCCUCACAGACCCCGAGCUGUCGAGCUACUCGGCCAUUGUCAUUGACGAGGCCCACGAGCGCACCUUGUCGACGGACAUUCUGUUUGGCCUGGUCAAGGACAUUGCUCGCUUCCGCCCCGAGCUUCGCCUCCUUAUCUCGAGUGCUACAAUGAACGCACAAAAGUUUUCCGAAUUCUUUGACGACGCACCCAUUUUCGACGUUCCUGGUCGUCGCUUCCCCGUCGACAUGUUCUACACGCAACAACCGGAAGCCAACUACAUCCAUGCCGCCAUCACGACCAUCCUCCAAAUCCACACCACCCAGCCCAAGGGCGACAUUCUCCUGUUCCUCACUGGUCAAGAUGAAAUUGAGGCAUGUGAAGAAAACCUCAAAGAAACCAUGCAGGCGCUAGGCGACAAGGUACCCGAGCUCAUCGUCGCACCCAUCUACGCAAACCUGCCAACCGAGUUGCAGACCAAGAUCUUUGAGCCUACCCCAGAGGGUGCUCGCAAGGUUGUUCUGGCUACCAACAUUGCCGAGACGUCAAUUACCAUUGACGGCGUUGUCUAUGUCAUCGACCCGGGCUUUGUCAAGCAGAACAACUACAAUCCCAAGACCGGCAUGUCGUCGCUGGUUGUUGAGCCCAUCUCGCGUGCCUCUGCACAGCAGCGUGCUGGCCGUGCUGGUCGUGUCGGUGCCGGCAAAGCGUUCCGCCUCUACACCAAGUGGGCGUUCAAGAACGAGCUGCCACAGGACACGAUUCCUGAGAUUCAACGCACCAACCUGGGCAUGGUUGUGCUCAUGCUCAAGUCUCUGGGCAUCAACGACAUUCUCAACUUUGAUUUCCUCGACAAGCCUCCAGCAGAGACGAUUAUCCGUUCCUUUGAAAUGCUCUACGCCCUUGGCGCGCUCAACCACAAGGGCGAGCUGACCCGUCUGGGUCGUCGCAUGGCCGAGUUCCCUGUCGACCCCAUGCUGUCCAAGGCGAUUAUUGGCAGCGAGGUCUUCAAGUGUACCGCCGAGGUGCUCAUCAUCAUCUCAAUGUUGCAAGAGUCGGGCUCGCUUCUUUACCGUCCCAAGGACAAGCGCGUGCACGCCGACAAGGCGCACAAGAACUUUGUCAAGCCUGGCGGCGACCAUUUCACCCUGCUCAACAUUUUCCAGCAGUGGGCCGAGUCGGGCUAUGGUCAACAGUUUUGCUUUGAAAACUUUGUCCAGUACAAGUCGCUCUGCCGAGUACGCGACAUUCACGACCAGCUCGCUUCACUGUGCGACCGCGUCGAGGUGGUCAUCGAGAGCCUGCCCAACGAGGUGAUCCCUAUCCAAAAGGCACUGACGGCGGGCUACUUUUACAACACGGCACGUAUCGAUAAGGGCGGUGGCUACCGCACCACCAAGAACAACCACACCGUCUACCUCCACCCGUCCAGCUGUCUUAUGGGCAUGCAGCCCCCGCCACGGUUCAUCCUGUACUAUGAGCUGGUGCUUACCUCCAAGGAGUACAUGCGCCAGUGUAUGCCGAUCGAGGGAGCGUGGCUUGCGGAGCUGGCACCGCACUAUUUCGGCAAGCAGGAGAUCCAAGAGUUGUUGGGCUCGGCGAGCAAGGUCAAGAUGCCCAAGCAGAUUGAGCAGCCCAAGGCAGAGGGCCAGUAG
Molecule: messenger RNA, 3309 nt
Organism: Apiotrichum porosum
Lineage: Eukaryota; Fungi; Basidiomycota; Tremellomycetes; Trichosporonales; Trichosporonaceae
Exons: 1
Coding region: 1-3309 (1102 amino acids)
Cellular component (GO): intracellular anatomical structure; catalytic step 2 spliceosome
Molecular function (GO): RNA binding; ATP binding
Source: RefSeq, a predicted model, not a curated record